Messenger RNA from Pecten maximus, 1848 nucleotides. RefSeq lists its product as uncharacterized. The record is from RefSeq and is a predicted model, not a curated record. The transcript has 27 exons. The annotation marks the transcript as partial. NCBI's taxonomy places the organism in Eukaryota, Metazoa, Mollusca, Bivalvia, Pectinida, Pectinidae.
AUCACACUAUGACGAUUUGAACCUAGAGGAAAGAGAACCACCAUCAAACUAUGAGUGUCUUGGUAGUAAUGCUGCAGGUGUAAACCUGCCUCUGUCUCCUGUAGGACAACAGGAAAUUGCAACUGAGAGAUCACACUAUGACGAUUUGAACCUAGAGGAAAGAGAACCACCAUCAAACUAUGAGUGUCUUGGUAGUAAUGCUGCAGGUGUAAACCUGCCUCUGUCUCCUGUAGGACAACAUGACAUUCCAACAGAGAGAUCACACUAUGACGAUUUGAACCUAGAGGAAAGAGAACCACCAUCAAACUAUGAGUGUCUUGGUAGUAAUGCUGCAGGGUAUUACGGUCUAUUGGUUACUACUGAGUUAAAUGAAAAGAGACAGGGCUGGUGUAAACCUGCCUCUGUCUCCUGUAGGACAAAGGAAAUUGCAACUGAGAGAUCACACUAUGACGAUUUGAACCUAGAGGAAAGAGAACCACCAUCAAACUAUGAGUGUCUUGGUAGUAAUGCUGCAGGUGUAAACCUGCCUCUGUCUCCUGUAGGACAACAUGACAUUCCAACAGAGAGAUCACACUAUGACGAUUUGAACCUAGAGGAAAGAGAACCACCAUCAAACUAUGAGUGUCUUGGUAGUAAUGCUGCAGGUGUAAACCUGCCUCUGUCUCCUGUAGGACAACAGGAAAUUGCAACUGAGAGAUCACACUAUGACGAUUUGAACCUAGAGGAAAGAGAACCACCAUCAAACUAUGAGUGUCUUGGUAGUAAUGCUGCAGGUGUAAACCUGCCUCUGUCUCCUGUAGGACAACAUGACAUUCCAACAGAGAGAUCACACUAUGACGAUUUGAACCUAGAGGAAAGAGAACCACCAUCAAACUAUGAGUGUCUUGGUAGUAAUGCUGCAGGUGUAAACCUGCCUCUGUCUCCUGUAGGACAACAGGAAAUUGCAACUGAGAGAUCACACUAUGACGAUUUGAACCUAGAGGAAAGAGAACCACCAUCAAACUAUGAGUGUCUUGGUAGUAAUGCUGCAGGUGUAAACCUGCCUCUGUCUCCUGUAGGACAACAUGACAUUCCAACAGAGAGAUCACACUAUGACGAUUUAAACCUAGAGGAAAGAGAACCACCAUCAAAAUAUGAGUGUCUUGGUAGUAAUGCUGCAGGUGUAAACCUGCCUCUGUCUCCUGUAGGACAACAGGAAAUUGCAACUGAGAGAUCACACUAUGACGAUUUGAACCUAGAGGAAAGAGAACCACCAUCAAACUAUGAGUGUCUUGGUAGUAACGCUGCAGGUGUAAACCUGCCUCUGUCUCCUGUAGGACAACAGGAAAUUGCAACUGAGAGAUCACACUAUGACGAUUUGAACCUAGAGGAAAGAGAACCACCAUCAAACUAUGAGUGUCUUGGUAGUAACGCUGCAGGUGUAAACCUGCCUCUGUCUCCUGUAGGACAACAUGACAUUCCAACAGAGAGAUCACACUAUGACGAUUUGAACCUACAGGAAAGAGAACCACCAUCAAACUAUGAGUGUCUUGGUAGUAAUGCUGCAGCCAAUGUGAAUACACAAGCUUCCACUGACGACAGACAAAUGUAUGAAUCCCUUGGCACAAGAAGUAAUGCGGCCGUAUAUGAUGAACUCGAAGGACCAGCAAGCCGCGCUCACGUUAUAAUCUGAAGUGACACUCAAUUCUGCGUUCACUUAACGUCCUAAUUAAGCAGAUGCUCUGACGUUGUAUAUGUCUGAUAUAUACGUGAUGAAGUAACAGGUAUACCUGAUUAUUUGGAAUGACAUUGUUAUGAAAUAAUCAUUGUAAUAUUCAAUGAUGUUAACAUAAAGAUUCUUAAUUAAAA